AUGAACCCGCGCGCCCUGUUGCGCACCUCUGUUGCCUCGUCGUCACGCGCGUUCAGCACGACCGCGCGCGCGGCGUCGCACGUCGGUUCGCGCCCCAUCCCAAUCCCGGCCAAGGUCGAGAUCCAGUACCCGACCUCCAGCAUUGACCCCGAGCUGCCGAUGGCGUCCGAGGCCGGCCAGCGCUUCGUCGAGGUCAAGGGCCCGCGUGGAGCCUUGACCGUCCCCAUCCUUCCGCCCAUCAUCCUCGACCCUCCCGCUGCCGGACAACCGCUCGAAGUGCGCGUGCACGACGAGGAGGCCAAGUCGCACCGCUCGUUGUGGGGCCUCACGCGUGGACUGCUGAACAACGCCGUCAAGGGCGUGUCAGAGGGAUACACUGUCGAACUGCGUUUGGUCGGUGUUGGAUAUCGUGCCGCCGUCGAACCCAUCCCCAAGGUGUUCCGCGACAUCCAGGCUUCUAUUCCCCGUGUGGCCAAGCCCGCCAGCCCCGGCGCACCUCCCUACGUUCUCCCACCCCUGCCGAAGGACCGGCUCAACAUCAAGCUUGGGUUCGCGCAUCCCGUGCUGAUUGACAUUCCCGUCGACAUCAAGGUCACUACGCCUGCGCCGACCAAGAUCGUCCUCGAGGGCAUUGACAACCAGAAGCUUGGGAGGUUCGCCGCGAAGAUCCGCCGGUGGCGCAAGCCCGAGCCCUACCGUGGCAAGGGUAUCUUUAUCGGCGACGAGACAAUCAAGCUCAAGGAGAUCAAGAAGAAGUAG
This is a messenger RNA of Cutaneotrichosporon cavernicola, 759 nucleotides long. RefSeq lists its product as uncharacterized. Gene Ontology annotation, molecular function: rRNA binding; structural constituent of ribosome. The transcript has 2 exons. Gene Ontology annotation, biological process: translation. Gene Ontology annotation, cellular component: mitochondrial large ribosomal subunit; ribosome. The record is from RefSeq and is a predicted model, not a curated record. NCBI's taxonomy places the organism in Eukaryota, Fungi, Basidiomycota, Tremellomycetes, Trichosporonales, Trichosporonaceae. Bases 1 to 759 code for a protein of 252 amino acids.